Bombina bombina (fire-bellied toad) is the source of this 4747-nucleotide messenger RNA. RefSeq names its product ilvB acetolactate synthase like (gene ILVBL). Gene Ontology annotation, molecular function: thiamine pyrophosphate binding; magnesium ion binding; flavin adenine dinucleotide binding. The record is from RefSeq and is a predicted model, not a curated record. Gene Ontology annotation, biological process: L-valine biosynthetic process. Lineage: Eukaryota; Metazoa; Chordata; Amphibia; Anura; Bombinatoridae. The coding region runs from base 63 to 1982 and encodes 639 amino acids. Gene Ontology annotation, cellular component: acetolactate synthase complex. The transcript is spliced from 16 exons.
CUCUGGGUAAAGUGCACAGAGGAAGUGCACACAAGUGUGAUACACUGUGAUUGUUACCAGCGAUGUUUGGUUUUACAGCCUCAGCAGCAGAACAGAUUUCAGGGGAUCAACCAUGUCCCUGUACACAGGCUUUGACAGUCAUCUUUGGGGCGUUAGUAUCAGUUGUGCUAUUUUGGGCAAAUCGCCGCUUUGGAAUUUUCUACCGCCUACUUCACAAGGUGGAAACCCAAAGUCCUUGCCAUGGUGGUGAGAUUGUUGCGAAGGUGCUUCACGCUCAUGGCGUGCGCUUUGUGUUCACCUUAGUUGGUGGCCAUAUAUCUCCUAUUCUGGUUGCCAGUGAAAAGUUGGGAAUACGCGUGGUAGAUACGCGACAAGAAGCUACUGCUGUAUUUGCAGCUGAUGCAGUGGCUAGGUUGUCAGGCACAGUGGGUGUAGCUGCAGUGACCGCAGGUCCAGGUUUGACCAAUACUGUGACAGCUAUAAAGAAUGCACAGAUGGCAGAGUCUCCAGUACUGCUCAUAGGAGGAGCAGCAGCUACAUUACUACAAGGUAGAGGAGCACUCCAGGAUAUAGAUCAGAUGUCGCUUUUCAAGCCUAUUUGUAAAUUUUGUGCAUCAAUUAGAACUAUACGAGAGAUUGUACCUGUACUUAAAAGAGCAAUAGCUGAAGCACAAUCUGGAACACCAGGUCCUGUGUUUAUUGAAUUUCCAAUUGACAUUCUGUACCCUUAUCAUGUUGUCCAUAAGGAGCUGGCUCCUAAAGGAACUCCCAAAGGAAUUAUGGGAAAAAUCAUCAAUUGUUACCUUCAGAGUCACCUGAAUAAUCUGUUUGCUGGGGCUUGGGAGUCUAGAGACCUCUCUCCACUUCCAGUUACUAUCCCUCAGGCCACAUCUGAGCAGAUCCAACAGUGUGUGGAAUUGCUGAGUCGUGCUAAGAAACCGGUGUUUCUUUUGGGAAGUCAAGUCACAUUACCACCUACACCUGUUGAAAAUCUCAGAAAGGUUCUGGAAGCCUUGGGUAUACCUUGCUUUUUGGGAGGCAUGGCGAGAGGCAUGCUGGGAAGGGACAGCCAUUUACACAUUCGUCAGAACCGCAAGGAUGCAUUAAAGGAAGCUGAUUUAGUCAUCAUGGCAGGUACUGUCUGUGAUUUUCGACUUUCUUACGGUCGUGUUCUGAACCGUAAAAGUAAAAUUAUUGCUGUCAAUAGGGAUCGAUCUCAGCUUCUGAAGAACUCCGAUAUGUUCUGGAAACCAACUGUUGCAAUCCAAGGUGAUGCUGCCUCGUUUAUUGUUAAACUUUCUGAGGGACUCAAAGGAUUCUCAUGCCCAUCAGAAUGGACUGAAAGCUUGAAGACGGGAGACAUCAACAAAGAAAAAACAAACCAGAAAAAAGCUGAUGAAAAAACAGAGCUACACCUGAACCCCCUUAAGGUAUUGCAUCUUGUGGAAGAAGCUAUGGCAGAGGACAGUAUCAUUGUAGCUGAUGGGGGGGAUUUCGUAGGCAGUGCCGCUUACAUCCUUCGUCCAAGAGGUCCUCUCCGCUGGCUGGAUCCAGGUGCCUUUGGAACUCUGGGUGUUGGAGGUGGAUUUGCUUUGGGAGCUAAGCUUUGCCGCCCUGAUUCUGAGGUUUGGAUUAUCUUUGGUGAUGGAUCUCUUGGGUACAGCAUUGUUGAGUUUGACACGUACACACGUCAUAAGACUCCAGUCAUCGCUCUUGUUGGAAAUGAUGCCUGCUGGAGUCAGAUUGCACGAGAACAGGUACCCAUGUUGGGUAGUAAUGUUGCCUGUGGCCUGGCAUUCAAUGAUUAUCAUGUUGUAGCCGAGGGCUUUGGUGGAAAAGGCUUCAUCGUUACUCGUCAGGAAGAUGAUCGCAUAGCUGACAUCAUCAAGCAAGCGCAGGAAUCGUGUACAAAGGGAAAAGCCACACUAGUCAACGUACUGAUUGGAAAAACCAAUUUUAGAGACGGAUCUAUUUCUGUGUGAUGCAGCUAUACAAAGUAUGGUUGUACUUGAUUAAUAGAUUUUGUACCUCCUUGGAAACGCAUUCAUUGUUUUCAUUUGGGUAAAAGAUAACUCAGGUACUAUCACGGUAUUUAUGGUGCAAGUAGAAUCGGAAUGUUAAUAUGCAAUACGUGACUUUCUUUUAACUAAUUUUCCUUGAUUGUAUUUUAAACCGUUUUAAUAGUGAGGAUUAAAAAUACUAUAUUAUAAUAACAGAGGGUGAAAUUGAUAACAUUUUCUGCCACUUUUGCUAAUUUAAAUCUCUAAAAACACACCUAAUACGCUUAUCUCUUAUGAUCACUAUAUAACUAUGUAAUAGGGUUUUCGGCAGGAAUUUUACCCCAACGACAUUGGUGCAGGGCUUUGCAAAGGGAUUAAGUUUUAAUUGAAUCCUAUCUCUUGCGCUGAAGCCAGAAUGUCAAAAUGCAGCAGUACUUACUUUGUCUACUUGGGCAUCCUCUCUUUGAGGUGUUAUGGGAGACAAUGGGGCCGAAUGAUCAAGGGCCGAAUGACCCCUGAUCCCCCUGUUUCCGCACGAUUCUUCAGGCUCGCUUGAAACAGGAGUUAAGAAGCAGCGGUCUUAAGACCGCUGCUCCUUAACUCGUCCGCCGCCUCUGAGCAGCGGACAGCAAUCAUCCCGAUCGAAUACGAUCGGGUUGAUUGACACCCCCUGCUAGCGGCCGAUUGGCCACGAAUCUGCAGGGGGCGGCAUUGCACAAGCAGUUCACCAGAACAGCUUGUUCUAUGUUAAAUGCCGACAGCAUAUGCUGUCGGCAUUUAGUGAUGUCGGGCGGACAUGAUUCGACACAGCGAAUCAUGUUCGUCCUCCAUAUGAUAAUUCGGCCCCAAUAUCUCAGUAUAGUCAAGAUUUCUGUCUGUUUAUGGUCUGUUAUCUUGCAGAUACAAAACUGUAGCCAUGUAUUGGUACCUUAAAUAUCUGAGAUUAUAAUGUUACAUUGCUACAUUAUGUGAAGAAUAUUGGGACAGUUUUCAUAACAAUUGAAUGUAUUUAGUAAAACAGUGCUAGUUAAAGGGACAUAAUUCUCAUAUGCUAAAGCAAUUGAAAGUGAUGCAGCAUAACUGUAAAAUGCUGACAAGAAAAUAUCACCUGAGCAUCUCUAUGUAAAAAAGGAAGAUAUUUUACCUCAAAAUUUCUUCAGCUCGCCAGAGUAAGUGCUGUGUAAACAGUUAUGCCCAGCUGCUGUCCAGCUGCCUGCAAGCUGAACAAAAAAAAAUAACCAAUCAGCAUCAGCAGUGAUCUCAUUAUAUUUCACUGAAAUCUCAUGAGAUUUCAUAGAACUUACUAAAACUGAAUAGGAAAAUAACAUGACUGUGGCUGCACAUGACAGAUACACACACCCUAGCUUGUCAUGGAACAAGCAUCCUGACUGGCUGCUUAAAUUCUCUUUACAUUGGGUUGUGAAUACUUAGAAAAUUUGAGGUAAAAUAUCUUUCUUUUUUACAUAGAGAUGUUGAGGUGAUAUUUUCUAGUCAGCCUUUUACAGCAAUGCUGCAUCAGUUUAAUGUGCUUCAACAUUUGGAUAUCAUAUACCUUUACGUCAUUGAUUACCGCAUUUUCUUAAAUUUAAUUUUAGUAAACACUUUAAUCAGCUAAUAAUUUAUAGCAAAGGAAAGAUACUGGGUUGUUAUGUUUUGCUGUUUGCUUUUUUUAGUGAGCAAACCAUAUUGCAGGAUUUUAUUUUGUUUAAAAGGAUACUUUUUACUUUAUUCUUUGAGAAAGAGGGAAUUUUAAAAUGUAUUACAGUAUAUUUUUCUGUUAAUUUAAAUUGAUACAGAUUUUAUGUAGCCUUUUUUUCAUUUAAAUUUUUUUAACAUGUUUAAAGGGACAGUCAACACCAGAAUUUUUGUUUAAAAUAAUAGAUAAUCCCUUUAUUACCCAUUCCCCAGUUUUGCACAACCAACACAGUUAUAAUAAUAAACAUUUCCUCUAUAAUUACCUUGUAUUUAUGCCUCUGCAAACUGCACCCUUAUUUCAGUUCUUUUGACAGACUUGCAUUGUAGCCUAUCAGUGCUGACUCCUAAGUAACUUCACGUGCACGAGCUCAAUGUUAUCUAUAUGACACACAUGAACUAACACCCUCUAGUGGUGAAAAACUGUCAAAAUGCAUUCAGAUUAGAUGUAGCCUUUAAGGUCUAAGAAAUUAGCAUAUGAGCCUACCUAGGUUUAGCUUUCAACUAAUACCAAUAGAACAAAGCAAAAUUGGUGAUAAAAGUAAAUUGGAAAGUUGUUUAAAAUUACAUGCCCUAUUUGAAUCAAGAAAGUUUAUUUGGACUUGACUGUCCCUUUAAAUCCUGUUCUUUUAUAUGUAUAACUAUAAUGUUUGAGCACAGGGUCCCAUUAAUUGUUAGCUCAGUGGACAACCAGACUAUUUUAUUUAAAGUUCCAAUCGUUUUGUCUUAAAACUGACCCAUAAUUGCACACUUUUCCCUACAUAGUAAAUUGUGUACCAUAUUUAUUCAGUAUAUUUAUCUGAUGUGUCUUCCAGGAUUACGCAUUUCCUUCCUAAAUAUGGGAUUUGUUUUUUCCCCAUUUUUGUUCAAGAGAAUGUACUUGGCUUUUUUAUCUGCUACUAAAAUGACUAGUGUUGAAUUCUCAUCAUAUUAAAAAAAAAAAAAGAAAUUAGAUGUUAAUAUUUUAAUAUGAAAUCUAAAAUUUUCUUAUUGUAAAUUUCUGUAAUCUUUGUAGACUUAUGUAAAAUGUGUAAUAUAAAAAUUCCAAUUAAAUA